Hemicordylus capensis (graceful crag lizard) is the source of this 1074-nucleotide messenger RNA. It is a transcript of the gene DCTN3, whose product is annotated as dynactin subunit 3. Gene Ontology annotation, cellular component: dynactin complex. Gene Ontology annotation, biological process: cytoskeleton-dependent cytokinesis. Lineage: Eukaryota; Metazoa; Chordata; Lepidosauria; Squamata; Cordylidae. The record is from RefSeq and is a predicted model, not a curated record. Bases 167 to 739 code for a protein of 190 amino acids. The transcript has 8 exons.
GUUUGAGCGACAGAACCUCCUUUUGAGGUCCCAGAAAGAAACCUUCAAGGAAACGGGACGGAACGGGUGCCCUCAUACUAGGGAACUGGAACGUUCCCCUUCUCGUAAUCAGUCGCUUCUCAUUGGCCACCUGACCAGGCCGCUCACUUCCGGUUCUCAAUCCAAGAUGGCGGCGGCAGCAACAGCGGCGGAGCUGCAGCAGCUGCAGGGCCGGCUGGAAGCCCUGGAGGGGCGCAUCUUCGGGGCUCCCGGAGGGCCCGAGGGCUCCAGGAAGAUAGCAGAUGGCUUGGUCAAAGUUCAUCUGGCACUGGGGAACAUUGCAAGCAAGAGAGAGAGAGUCAAAAUUCUUUACAAAAAAAUUGAAGAUAUUAUAAAAUAUUUGGAUCCUCAGUACAUUGACCGAAUUGCUGUUCCAGAUACAAUGAAGCUGCAGUUCAUCUUGGCAGAAGAGCAAUCCAUUCUGGCUCAAGCGGCACUCCUGGAGCAGGUGAGCAGCCUGCAGCCAUACGUGGACAGCGCACAUAUCAAAGCUGUUCCUGACCACGCUGCCAAACUGCAGAGACUCUCGCAGAUCCACAUUCAGCAGCAGGACCAGUGUGAAGCGGUGACGGAGAAUGUCCGGUUACUCCUGGAAGAUUACAACAAAAUGACUCUGCUCCUCUCCAAGCAGUUUCUCCAGUGGGAUGAAAGCCUGGCCCAGCUGGAAGCAGCAAAGCAAGUGAAGCCCCUGCCUGAGUGAGGGCAAUGCUGUAGCCGGGCACCCAGUCCUUGGCCAGCAUCUCCCUGGAAGAGACGACGGCUUCCCUGCUUCAGAUUCCAGGGUGCCCUCCCCUGGACUGCCUGCUUGAGGCAGCAGAAGCUGCUGGGACUGUAGUGCCUGUGAGCCUCGGCUGGCAGUGAUGCCGUGGGUGUCCUCCCUUGACGUUGAAAUAAGGCUGCAUGUCCGUGUGUCUGUCUGUCUUUCCCCCUCUUUAACAGUUUCUCUUUAAUUUAUUUUAGUUUCUCACUCAGCCAGUUGUUUAGGAACGCAGCUGCUGUUUCCGAGGACCAUAAUAAAAUCCUAAUGCCUUCCCA